AUGAAGUGCAAAGAAAAUCAAACUGCAAUGGACAAUGAGCUUAAAGAUUUGUUUCCGGAUUUACCGAAUGGUCCACUGGAUGUGUACAGAAAGAAAGCAAGCUUCAAUUGGCGGCGUAUGAAACUUGUUUAUGAUAACUUGGACACGAUGAAAUUAAAAAAUGACAUUUGGAGCUUCAUGCGUGAUAACCCGUUGUUCAAGCACAGCGAUGAAACCUUGUCACUCGACGAGCAACGCCAUAUCACCACCAAACGGAUGUACGCGAUUUACGGACAGAACUUCAUACCGUUGGAGAAGAUCGGGCAGGAGCCGAGACUGUUCCAGGCGGAGACGGAGGCGCUGUUCAUGUUCGACAGCUCGUUGGCCGUCAAGAUAUCGCUGACCUUCCGAAUGUUCGCGAACGUGGUGCAGGGCAGCGGGCGCGGCCACCACUACCACUACGUGGAGGCCGCCCAGCGGGGCAGGAUAGGCGGCUGCUUCGCCCUGACCGAGGUGGCGCACGGCUCCAACGCCAAGGGCAUGAGGACCACCGCCACUUACUGCCCGGAGAGCAGGCGGUUCGUGCUGCACACACCAGACUUCGAGGCCGCCAAGUUCUGGGUUGGAUCUCUAGGCAAAUGCGCGACUCACGCGAUAGUUUACGCGAUGCUGAUAUCCAAGGGCAAGAAUCACGGGCUGCACACAUUUGUCGUGCCCAUCAGGGACCCCAAGACCCUGAAGCCAUAUCCAGGGGUGACGGUUGGCGACAUAGGUGAGAAGAUAGGCCUCAACGGUGUCGACAACGGAUUUGUUAUGUUCGAUAACUACCAACUGCCCAAGGACGCGGCGUUGGACCGCCUUGGUGGGGUUGAUGAGAAUGGCGACUACAAAUCUCCUUUCCGGGACCCGAAUAAGCGUUUUGGCGCCUCCCUCGGUAUUCUCUCAGGCGGGCGCGUCCACAUCACCUCCAUCUCCACCAACUACCUGCAGAAGGGCGUGGUGGUGGCCAUCCGCUACUCGGCGGUGCGGCGCCAGUUUGCAGCGCGCCCUGGCGGCCAGGAGUCGCCCGUGCUGGAGUACCAGCAGCAGCAAAUCCGCGUGCUUCCGUAUCUUGCUACGACAUUCGCAAUGAGAAUAUUCUGCAACUGGUUCGGAGCCACCCACGUGACGAUGGCAAUAGAAAACAUGAUGGGCGCCGACAAGGAGGCGGCGGCGGCGCGCGGCGUGGAGAUGCACGCGCUCUCGUGCGCGGCCAAGCCCGUGUGCGGGUGGGCGGCGCGCGACGGGCUGCAGCACUGCCGCGAGGCGUGCGGCGGCCACGGCUACCUCAGGGCGGCCGCUAUCGGCGAACUGAGGAACGACAACGACGCCAACUGCACGUACGAGGGAGAGAACAGCCUUCUGCUGCAGCAGGCCAGCAACUGGCUGCUGACGGUGUGGGCCCGACGGGACAGCCUCACACCCGAGGAUUCGCCGCUCGGAUCGCUGCGCUUCCUGCAGCGGGUGGACAGCCUCCUGGCCGAGACCUGCCCGCUGCAGACGGUCGAAGACUUCAUGGAGCCCGCGAAUCUAGUUCACAUCUACAAAUGGCUGACCGCGUACACGCUGAAAACCACCUACGAGAAGGUGGCAAAGCUGAAGAGUGAGGGCAGGGACGACUUGCAGGCGAAGAACGAAUCGCAGUCCUACAAUGCUGUCACGCUGUCUGUGGUCUACGGGGAGAACUUCAUCUUGAACCACUUCCACGAUACCGCGCUGGAGUUCCACGACGAGGAAUGCCGGAAGGUUCUGUUGAAGCUUGUCGCUUUGUACGGCGCCUUCUUGUUGGAGAAACAUCUGGCGACGCUGUACAUUGGCGGCCACCUGUGCGGGCCGCAGGGGCGGCUGGUGCGCGAGGCGGCGGUGGCGCUGAGCGGCGCGCUGGCGCCUGAGGCGGUGGCGCUGGCGGACGCGCUGGCGCCGCCCGACGCCUGCCUGCGCUCCGUGCUCGGCGCGGCCGACGGCCAGGUGUACAAGCACAUCCAGAACAGCGUGAUGACGUAUCCGGGCGCCAUGACGCGGCCGAAAUGGUGGCGAGACGUAGUCUAUUGGCAGAACUACGCCCAAUCCAAACUC
This is a messenger RNA of Iphiclides podalirius (scarce swallowtail), 2094 nucleotides long. NCBI's taxonomy places the organism in Eukaryota, Metazoa, Arthropoda, Insecta, Lepidoptera, Papilionidae. The record is from the annotation of a GenBank genome assembly.